AUGGCUCUCGUUCUUCGUUAUGUGAACAAAGAAGGCAUUAUUAUAGAGCGAUUCCUUGGUAUUGUACAUGUAGCAAGUACUACCGCUUUGUCACUCAAGCAUGCUAUUGAAUGUUUACUUUGUGAACAUAAUUUGAGUUUAUCGAACCUACGUGGGCAAGGUUAUGACGGGGCUAGUAAUAUGCAAGGUGAUAUCAAUGGUCUCAAAACUUUAAUUUUGAAAGAGAACAAGUCAGCAUUUUAUGUCCAUUGUUUUGCUCAUCAACUUCAAUUGACACUUGUUGCUGUUGCUAAAAAUCACAUUAACAUUGCUGAAUUUUUUUAUGUGGUUAGUAAUUUAGUAACUGUUGUUGGAGGUUCUUGUAAGAGACGAGAUGCUCUUCGAGAUACACAAUUUGCCAAAAUUAAAGAAGAUUUAGAGAAUGGUGUUCGUAGAAGUGGGCAAGGUUUGAAUCAAGAGACAAAUCUUAAACGUCCUGGUGAUACACGUUGGGGAUCAUAUUAUGGGACCAUUCUCAGUUUGAUUUUGAUGUUCUCUGCAAUUGUUGAUGUGCUAGAGAUUAUUGAAGAAGAUGGCCUCUCCGACCAAAAAGUUGAAGCUCGAUCUAUUAUGAGUAAUUCAUUUGUGGCUUUCGAUAAGGAAAAGUUGAUACGUCUAGCUAAGUUCUAUCCUUCUGAUUUUCUUGGGACAGAUAUUUUGGCACUUGACUCUCAACUGCAGAAUUAUAUUUUUGAUAUGCGCAGCAAUGACUUCUUUUUAGAGCUUCAAGGAGUUAGUGAAUUUGCUGAAAAGUUGUGCACGCCAAAAGUAAAUUAUACAGAGUCAGACACUUGCCUUGCUGUCUCUGUGCCGCAUGUCCAUAUGGUCCACUGUGGUUUUGCCCUUAUGUUCACGUAUAACAUGUCGACAUUCUGA
Quercus lobata is the source of this 915-nucleotide messenger RNA. RefSeq names its product zinc finger MYM-type protein 1-like. The coding region runs from base 1 to 915 and encodes 304 amino acids. The record is from RefSeq and is a predicted model, not a curated record. Lineage: Eukaryota; Viridiplantae; Streptophyta; Magnoliopsida; Fagales; Fagaceae. The transcript is spliced from 3 exons.